Messenger RNA from Ascochyta rabiei, 1278 nucleotides. RefSeq lists its product as uncharacterized. The record is from RefSeq and is a predicted model, not a curated record. Bases 1 to 1278 code for a protein of 425 amino acids. NCBI's taxonomy places the organism in Eukaryota, Fungi, Ascomycota, Dothideomycetes, Pleosporales, Didymellaceae. The transcript has 2 exons.
AUGCCAGAGCACACUGAGGCGCAGGAGAUGAGGCUGGAUCGUCAUCGCAAGUUGCAGAACGGUAUGGAGCUCAUUCUCGGAAAGUUAAAACACAACGCUAAGGGCAUCACUGCAGAAGAUGCUCGGAGCCUUGCUGACAACGCCGAAGAUGGCGACGAGUGGGCAGCCAGCAUCGUCACUGCCGUCGAAGACGUCGCUGCUCGCAACGAAGCAGAGGGUGUUACUGUGGAUGACGAUCAUUCCCGAUCCACUGAUCACACUUCGCAAUCUGCCCUCAAUGUGUCUCAAAAUGUUAUACAGAGAUUGCGCAGUGAUCCGAGCAGCAUCACUGAGGAGGAUGCUCGCCGUUUUUCGGAGAACGUCAAAGCCAGGGAUGCAAGCUCUGCACGUCUGGUCUCUGCAGUAGAGUCUCUCGCCGCUGCCCACAACGACAUCUACGGUCAGCGUAUCAGCCUUGGACAGAUCCCCCACCCUUCCCUCCUUACAGUCGUCAAGGACCUUUACGCUGCUGUGGAGACCAACCCCGAGGAUAUCAACAUGGAGAUUCUCAGGACUACACAGAGCAUCGUCAGCAAGAUGCAGAAAGCCAUCGGCCAUACCAACGCGCCGCAUCCAGAACUCGAGGCUGAACUUCAGCAAGAGUACGCUAAGAUUGUACCUAAGGUCGAGCGUGGCAUCGUCACCAAGGCUGAGGCCGACCACUUGCACUCUCUGGAGGCUCGCGCCCACGGCCACACAGAAAGAGGUGGCUUGACGGCUAUAGCUCAGUCUGUAGCUGCCAGACAUGAGCGACGGGGCUCCGUCAGCAGCAGCACAGGCAACGUCCGAUCUCGUGCCAGUAGCCGGACUUUCAUGCCCCACGAGCAGCCCUAUUACGACACAGAGGUCAAUCCUUCCAAGGUUGAGGCCGAAGAGCCAAGAACCCAGAACAGUGCUGGCACGCGAUUCGAGGCAGACGAUUUAGGUCUGGGAAAGCUUUGCUCUUCUAGGGAAGGGGCUAUUGCCGCUGCGGCGCAAUCAAUUACCUCGACGAGGCGACUUCAGUCACUCAGCGAUUCGACCAAUACCACUCGUGCCUCGAUCGAAGAUCUUCGCAAGCACUCGUCAAUGACUUCCAAGCUGGCUGGCCUCUCCGUGCAUGACGAGGAGGAUGGCAUCAGCAGGUACGACAUCACCUUCCCUAAGCUUCAAAGUCCUGGCUCUGGCGACAAGCGCGGCAGUGGCUCUGAGAACAUGCUUCGUGCCCACAAGCGUGAGAACGGCGAAUCAGCUAUCUGA